Strongylocentrotus purpuratus (purple sea urchin) is the source of this 575-nucleotide messenger RNA. RefSeq lists its product as uncharacterized. The transcript has 3 exons. The record is from RefSeq and is a predicted model, not a curated record. The coding region runs from base 58 to 471 and encodes 137 amino acids. NCBI's taxonomy places the organism in Eukaryota, Metazoa, Echinodermata, Echinoidea, Camarodonta, Strongylocentrotidae.
CUGACUGAGCUGACAGUGGAUUGUGACACACUAAAAGGAUGGCAGGAUUGUGGUUCAAUGUUUGACAAUGUGAAGAGGGUCACUAUACAGGUAGAGAGCAAGAUCAAAUGUGACGUCAUCCAGAGGAUCCAUCUACCAGGAACAACAGAACUCACUAUUCAAACACAUGAGAGUGCAGGUCUACCGGCUGGUUUCCACGAGGAGCCCACUUCACUACCCAAAGCCCUCCUGAUUAUCUCCCCUCAGUUUGACAAGGUGACAUUCAGGGAUCUUGACAUUGGUAACAGUAAGAUGGAACUUAUCUUACAAGCUUUCAGAUCACCUCACAACCUCAAACAUCUGAAGAUUAUCAGAUUCAUACGAUGCGGGUCAGAUGAGGGCGUGGAUGGUGUCAUAAUUGCUUGCAAUAAAGAUCAGGUCAUGGAGGUGGAGGUGGAGCAUGGCAAACCACGUGGUGAUAAUUUCUUUUAGAUAUCAUAGAGAUGGCACCACACUCGAUCUGACGAAUCAGACGGAGCUGACAAUCUUUGCACUCAAACAGGAAUUGUGGGCUGAAAUGAAAAGUGCCUCAAACA